Messenger RNA from Canis lupus familiaris (dog), 8492 nucleotides. It is a transcript of the gene SPEF2, whose product is annotated as sperm flagellar 2. The record is from RefSeq and is a predicted model, not a curated record. Gene Ontology annotation, cellular component: sperm midpiece; manchette. Lineage: Eukaryota; Metazoa; Chordata; Mammalia; Carnivora; Canidae. Gene Ontology annotation, biological process: sperm axoneme assembly. The transcript is spliced from 36 exons. The coding region runs from base 183 to 5480 and encodes 1765 amino acids. Gene Ontology annotation, molecular function: protein dimerization activity.
CAAUCCAUACAUAAGACAAAUCCUGUGGGCCUGGAACAUAAGACACCAUAAAAGAAGUCAGAUCUGCUUCAACAGAAAAGACUUCAAAUAUUUUGCAGGAGAACUAAACUUUUGUGGUGGUAUUUUUAUUUGCCAUAAAUAACAAGAACUGAAAGAGCCUAAAUCAACACACAUUUGGAACCAUGUUGGGGAAGACAUUUGAAGUUUCCAAAAUGGCAUUGCUGGCCAAGCUGUGGGCGGUUGGUCCCAAGUCAUUUGCAAAGGCAUUUUCCAGUGGCUAUCUAAUUGGAGAAAUUCUGCACAAGUUUGAACUUCAGGGUGAUUUUUCGGAAUUUUCAGAAAGCAGAGUUUCAAAUGCCAAACUUAAUAAUUUUUCUCGCUUGGAACCGACACUUCACCUUCUGGGUGUGCAGUUUGAUCAGAAUGUGGCCCACAACAUCAUAACGGAAAAGCCUGGGGCGGCAACCAAACUCUUGUAUCAGUUGUACAUUGUUCUUCAGAAAAAGAAGAAAAGUGGACUGACUGGAAUAGAAAUGCAAACUAUGCAACCCCUGGCAAACGUCAGAUACCAAAGUAUGAAAAGUGAGGCUUUUCGAGAUCAACGCCUGAGCAGGAGACGACAAAAUGAAAUAAUGGCCAAAAUCCAAGCAGCUAUCAUACAGAUUCCUAAACCUGCAUCAAAUCGUACUUUGAGAGCACUGGAGGCCCAAAAAAUGAUGAAAAAGAAAAAAGAGGCAGAGGAUGUGGCCAAUGAGAUUAAGAAGUUUGAAGCUUUAAUAAAAAAGGAUCUCCAGGCCAAAGAAAGUGCCUCCAAGACUUCUUUAGAUACAGCAGGCCAGACAACUACUGAUUUGUUAAACACUUAUUCGGAUGAUGACUACAUUAAAAAAAUCCAAAAGCGCCUUGAAGAAGAUGCUUUUGCACGAGAGCAAAGGGAGAAAAGACGGCGGAGACUAUUAAUGGACCAGUUAAUAGCCCACGAAGCACAAGAGGAGGCGUAUCGGGAGGAGCAGCUGAUUAACCGGCUGAUGCGGCAGUCCCAGCAGGAGCGCAGGAUCUCUGUGCAGCUCAUGCAUGUUCGGCAUGAAAAGGAAGUUUUGUGGCAAAACAGAAUUUUCCGAGAAAAACAGUAUGAGGAAAGACGACUUAAAGAUUUCCAGGAUGCUCUUGAUCGAGAAGCGGCUUUGGCAAAACAAGCCAAGAUUGAUUUUCAGGAACAAGCCAUUAGAGAGAAGGAAAUUCAUGAACAGAUCACUGUGGAAAGAGCUCAAGCUCGUUACAAAAAGCAUUAUACAAUAUGUGCAGAAAUUUUGGAUCAAAUACUUGAUCUUUCCACUAAAGUGUCAGACUACCGGAUGUUGACAAAUAAUUUGAUUCCAUAUAAGUUGAUGCAUGAUUGGAAGGAACUGUUUUUUAAUGGAAAGCCCAUAUACAAGCAAGCCUCUAUUAAGCAACUACCAGCCACGCCCUCUGCAGAACAAGUUAUAGAACUGGAGAAGAGGGACUUGCUGGAUAGCAAUGAUUAUGAAGAAUAUAAGAAUAUGGUUGGAGAGUGGGCUUUACCAGAAGAAAUGGUUGAUAAUUUACCACCCUCCAACAAUACCAUAUUGGGUCAUGUGAUUCACAGAUUAAUUGAAAAAUCUCAUCCUCCUCAAGUCAAAUCAACAGUACUAGAAUUACCUUCAUUUGCUAUUAAAGGGUGCUUAGUUGGAAAAACAUUUAGUGGAAAAACUACUGCUCUAAAGGCUCUACAAAAAGACUUUCCUAUUCAGGUACUUUCUAUUGACACUCUUGUCCAAGAAGCAAUCAAAGCAUUCCAUGACAAUGAAAAAAUCAGUGAGGCUCUACCAAUUGAGAAAGAAGCUGAAGAAAAGUCUCUACCAGUUCUGCAAGAGAAGAACAAAGAAAGCCAGGAUCUACAGAAUGCAUUUUCACCUCAUCCAGUUUCAGAAGAAGCGUUACCAGAAACAGAAGAUAAAACUAUACUUAGUACUGAUACAAAUAAAACUCCAAAAGCUGAAGAAGUCAAAUCAAGUGAUAGUUUCUCUGAACUGACUGUGCGGGCUCAGCUUGGUGCAAAAUCAGAAAAGAUGCUGAAGAAAGGAAAGAGCAUUUCUGACAUGUUGCUAGUUAAUAUCUUGGUAAAUGCUAUUAAUGAGGUACCUGUGGAUCAAGGCUGGGUCUUGGAUGGUUUUCCAAUGACGUUAAACCAAGCAAAGCUUCUGGAGGAAGCUCUCACGGGCUACAACAGAGAGGCCCUAGAACUGGAAGAAAAAAAAACACAAAUACCCACAUUGGCUGUUGAUGCUAGCACCUCCAAAGAAGUGCCUCUUCCCCCUUCUGCAUUUGACUUUGUCAUGUUAUUAGAUAUUUCAGAUAAUUCCUUGCUGGACCGCAUGAAUUACACAAUGGCUGAAGCAUUUUCAAGUGAAACUUCUCAUGAAGACAUCACUCAACGUGUAACUGCUGAAAAGCAAGAUAUGAAUGAGGACCAGAAUUUAAGAGACCAGAUUCAGCACAGAAUUAUAGGCUUCUUGGACAACUGGCCUUUGUUGGAGCAAUGGUUUACAGAGCCAGAAAAUAUUUUGAUAAAUAUCAAUGCUGAAGUAGAUAAAGAGUCUUUAUGCAAUAAAGUAAAAGAAAUGUUUAUGACUGAAAUAAUGAAAAAAGAGAAUAAAGUUAAAAAGAAAUUAGAAGAAAAGGAAGCUGAGAAAAAAGAAGUUCCCCUGGGUGAGCCUCCGCCUCCUCCUCCUCCCCCUCCCCCUCCUCCUCCUGAGCCAGAAAAAGAGAAGGAAACCCAUCCUCAACGAGAGCAUUCAAAAACUCCUACUGCAAAAGGGAAACCACCAGCAGAACCCUUGACUGGUAAGCCAGACUCUCUUCAGGAAGGAAAAGGAAAGAAAGGGGACACUUCACUCAAAAGAAAAGGUUCUCCUAAAGGAAAAUCACCAGGAGGGAAAGGACCACUAAAGAAAUCACCUGCUGAUUCUACAGACAUGUCACCUGUUCCCAUAGUGCCACCACCACCCAAGCCAGGAUCAGAAGAAUGGGUCUACGUGAAUGAACCAAUUCCUGAGGAAAUGCCUUCAUUUUUAGUGCCUUACUGGGAACUAAUCGAAAAUUCCUACAUAAACUCCAUCAAAACAGUACUCAGGCAUCUGAGAGAAGAACAGCAUAGUGUGGUUGCUUACUUAUACGAGGUUAGAACAAAUUUCCAGCAGUUUCUAUGGCGUCCAGAUCACAAGCAAGAUUUUGUAUCUCAAUGGCAGGCUGAUUUCAAUGCUCUUCCUGAUGACCUGUGGGAUGAUGAAGAAACAAAGUCUGAACUACACCAAAGAGUAAAUGAUUUAAGAGACCGCCUGUGGGACAUCUGUGAUGCCCGGAAGGAAGAAGCAGAGCAGGAGCGUCAGGAUAUCAUUAACGAGAGCUGGUUGCAAGACUCAAUCGGAAUAACGAUGAACCAUUUCUUCUCACUAAUGCAGACAGAACUGAACCGUUUCCAAGAUACAAAGAGACUCCUUCAAGAUUAUUACAGGGGAAUGGAAUGCAAAAUUCCAAUCGAUGACAGUAAGAGAUUUACUCGAAUCCCGUUGGUCCAGCUGGAUAGUAGUAGAGACAUUUUGGAAAGCCAACUCAGAAUUCCUCUAAUUCCACGAAUAUCCAUUUCCCCGGAUUCCGCUAUGACCAAACCAAAAACAAAGGCCAUACUAAAGGGCAAGAUCGAUUACUCGCUGGAAAAUGUGGAGUUAAACUUUGAGGCAGAUGAGAAGUUGGUGAUGGACACCUGGCAGCAGGCUUCUUUAGCAAUAUCUCACAUGGUGGCUGCUGAAAUUCAUCAGAGGCUCAUGGAAGAAGAAAAGGAAAACCAACCAGCAGACACAAAAGAAAAAUCUCCUCAGAUGGGGACAAAUAAAAAAGCCAAAGAGGAACCACCCAAGAAAGAAAAGGCAGACAAAAAAGCAAAAGGCAGAUCCCCGCCGACAGCAGAAGCCACGCCUGUGACAGUCACAGCAGAGGAGAUUACCCAAAAGGAGAAGAGAAACGAACUGAUGCUCAAAAUCAAGGAAGAGCACCUCGCUGCCCUGCAGUUUGAAGAGAUAGCCACACAGUUCCGGCUUGAACUGAUAAAGACAAAAGCAUUGGCUUUCCUUGAAGAUUUACUAACAAAGGUGGUCGAUGUAUAUAAACUCUUGGAAAAGUGGCUUGGUGAGAGGUACUUGAAUGAAAUGGCCAGUGUGGAAAAAUUAACUGAGGUGGCCCGUUAUCACAUUGAAACAUCAACAAAAAUUCAGAAUGAACUUUACCUAGACCAAGAAGAUUUCUUCAUUAAUGGAGAUCUGAAAGUCUUUCCAGAUCCCCCUCCCCCAGUGCGCCCCCCACCUGUGGAAAAGGAAGAAAAUGGCACCCUGACCAUCGAACAGCUUGACAGUCUUAAAGAUCAGUUCUUAGAUAUUGCACCCAAAGGCAUAAUAGGACAUAAAGCAUUUACUGACAUUCUGCUGGAUCUGGUAACCCUGAACCUUGGAACAAACAACUUACCUAGUAGUUGGAUGCACCUCACGCAACCAGAAUUGCAGGAGUUAACAUCUUUAGUAAUAGUAAAUUCGGAGUUUGUGGACUGGCGGAAAUUCCUAUUAGUAAUCUCGAUGCCUUGGCCCAUCCCCAUGGAGGAAGAGCUCCUCGAAACCCUGCAGAGGUUCAAGGCGGUGGAUGAAGAGCAGUUGGGCACCAUCACUUUUGAGCAGUAUAUGCAGGCUGGUCUGUGGUUUACAGGAGAUGAAUAUAUAAAAAUUCCAGAAAAUCCUCUUGAACCUCUGCCGUUCAAUAGGCAGGAGCAUCUUAUAGAGUUUUUCUUUAGGCUAUUUGCUGACCAUGAGAAGGAUCCACCUCAACUUGACUACACACAGAUGCUGCUCUAUUUUGCUUGCCAUCCAGAUGCUAUGGAAGGGGUCUACAGGGCCCUCAGUGUGGCCAUAGGAACUCAUGUCUUCCAACCAGUCGAAACUAUUGCUAUUAUUGGAGAAAAGUCCUCCUCCUUGACUGAUGCAAGUCCAGUUGAGGAGUAUCCUGAACUCGAGGGAAACUUUAUGCAUGAGGAAGGAGAAUUAAAAGAAGACAGGGAGGAAAAGGAAGUAGAAAUCCCUGAGAAUGCAAACACUGAAAAGAUAUCCCUGGAAAGACUACUCAAAGUGUUCCAAGGAGGAAAAGAAGUACAGGAUGCUAACAGAUUCACCAGCCACCUACAGAUAGAGAACACUUACUCAGAGAACUUCGUAAAAGUAUUUCAAGACCUAGGUGCCAAGGAUCUGGAGCCAGUUGAAGUUGCUGUUCUCUUGAAGCAUCCUUUUAUUCAAGACCUGAUUUCAAAUUAUUCAGACUAUAAAAUCCCUGAUAUUAAAAUAAUUCUCCAAAGGAGUGAGCAUGUACAAGGAAGUGAUGGAGAAAGAUCUCCUUCAAGACUUACAGAGGAAAAGAAAUGAAGACAAGGGUGUGAUUUUUAUAAUUUGGCAAUGGAUCUUCCAAACAUGAAAUGUAAACAAGGUGUUUGUCAUACGUGUUGUCAUUAGAAGUAUAGAAAUGACCCCUACCAAGUUAUGAAGAGUAAUGAAAAAGGGGCCUUCUUUAACCCAGAGAAUAUUCUAUAAUAAACCUUAAUUACAGAGCAAAAAUCCUAAGAAGGAAUUCAUUUUGAAGUGAUUCUGAAUAGACGGCACCAGGACAAUAUGUUCAAAAAUAAACACAAACGUAAGUCAUGAAAGUCCCCGUGAGAAGUACUUACAUUAGGCAAACUUAGUGAAAAUCCCCCGAAGUUCCACAUCAGGGAAGUAUUGAUACAUACAUUUCAUCAUUCUUGCUCCAUGUGCAGUAGAAUUCUGAGGUUCAUCCCACUAGCCGAAGAGAAGAUUGUGUUAUCAGCUGCUGGUACGGCCAUGCUCCUAUCAUCUAUUCCUAAUAGAAUAUAAUGUUUCCUAUCUAGAUAGAUGUAUUUGCACAAUUAUAUCUUUUUAUUUGUGUAAAUUAGUGACUCAAAGCCAGUGAUACUUAUCUCAAGACAAAAAAAAAAAAAUUUGUGAGUGAUAAUGCAUUCUCAGUGGUGGGCCUUAUGUGAAAGAAACCCCUGCUUGAUCUCCAUCCCUCCUGGCUGCUCCUUCUGAGAAUCCCUGGCUUCUGGAUCCUCCUUUUUCACUCAACCUCCAAAUAUUGGAGGACCUCAGAUCUCAGCCUUCUCCAUCUACAGUCAAUCCUUGGAUGACUCAACCAUUUCCAUUAGUUUGUGGGUAUUAUAGAGGCUAACACUGAAAUUUCCAUUCCCAUCAUCCCCCAGAAUCCAAACUUCAGUCAUACCGUCCAUUUGAUUAUAUAUCUUAGUCAUUGUAAACUCAAUCUGUCCAAGCCAAUGCUGGGGGCCUUUCUUAAUAUAAGUGAGGUCUUGUUACCCCUCAGCUCCAACCCUCUCUCAGCAUCCUAUCUCAUGCAGCCCCCAGCCCAAGUUCUCACCUUGAGCUUACUUGUUACCUCUCUGAUCUUAUCUCCUACUGUUUUGCCCUUUGCCCACUCUACUUAAGUGACAAAUCCACCUUGUUGAACCUAGAACACACCAGCACACUUCGGUCUCGGGUCCUUUGUAUGUACUUUUUUCUCUGCCUGGAAUGAUUUUCUCCCAAAUAUCUGCAUGGCUUGUUUUAGGUGCCUGUUUAAAUGACACUUUGUCAGGAAGCCUUCCUUCAACACAUAACAAACUAGACAUAACCCGCAACCCAACACAACAUAUUAUUUUCCAUUGUACUUAUCAACAUCUGACAAACUACGUUUAUUCUUUUGUUUGCCCAUCACUCCACUAGGUUGUAAGUUCCAUGAAGUCAGAGAGUCUCUUGUAUUUUCUUCAUUGCAACGCUCUUAGACCUAAGACUAAACUCAUAGCCAGCUUUAAGUUGUAUUAAUACAUUUGUGCAAAAUGUGUGGAAAUAUCACAUUAGGAUUGAUCACUAAAACAACAAGAAAUCCAAAGACAAUUUCUAUUGUUAUUAAUAAUUAUAUUCUCUUUCAGAGAGUUAUACAUCUCCUUAGUUUACUUCCUGUGGGCUCCAUUACCAGAAUCCUUAUCUUCAAAAUGUUGGAGGAUGGUGGUGACCCAGAAGCACAGGAAUGGAAAAGAAAUUCUGCCAGAGAUUUCCAAAUUCAAUCUAGCUGGUUCACAUGCAAUUCCAGUUAUUACCAGAUAAUUCUAGUUAUUCUAGAGAAGGGAGGAGAAGAAUAACUGAAAAUCAAAUUCAAACAAGUAAAAUAUGAUGAGGAUGCAGGCAAUAAACGAAUCCACAUUUCAUCAAGGAUUGAACAAGGCAAGGCAACAGUACUUUGCAAUAGAAAAAAAAUAAAAGCAGAGCUAACAAUAUCCCUCGCUCUCCUAAUGUUCUUGCACAACAUUGUUAAAUAAGGAAAUUGCAGAACUGUCCUCCUGGGGCCCAUUGACUCAUCUAAGUAGUAGGAGAACAACCACCACAUGAAAGGUCUCCCUGGUGGGUAUUCGCUACCAUGUCACAAUCUCUUAAUCAUCACCAAGACUGAGCAGAUGUGACUGGGCAUUACCCAAAGCUGUGAAAGGAGCUCUCCCACACAGGUCCUAGAGCAGACAAAGCGUGGGACUUCACAUCGAAACCAGAAGCUGUAUGGGAUUCUCCCAGACAAAGGAAGAAUGUGCUAGAACUCAUCUACCUGAGGACCUCUCAAGUCUUAAAAGUCUAGAAAAUGCCUAACUAUCUUCAAAGGAUUUUGGUGCUGCUUUUGCACUAAAUAUUGCUAUGUCCUCCAGCUACUACCUUUGUAGCUGGAUAUCAGCUACCUUUCUCUGGAUAUCACUGUGGCCUUUACAGGAUUAUUCAUAAUACCCUUGGGAACAAAGUCAACAAUUAUGGACUGAGUGCAAGGACAAGUGAGUUUGGAACCAGUGGAGGGACACAAAAGAUUCAUCACACAAAUUAUUCAUUAUGUGCCUUCCUCAGUGGACUGCCAGCUAGCUACAGGAACUACUACCCCUGUCUGUCUUACUGAUCUCUAUGAUGCAAAACAUCAACAAAGACAUUCAAAAAGGGAUCCAGGAUCCAGGUGAACUGUAAUUAUGGCAGAUAGUGUUGGAAGAGAUUUGAAUUAAACUAUGUUUAAUAAGAGAAAGAGGACCCAAUAACAAGUUUAAGGGACUAAUAUAGGUGACUAUAGAUAGUAAUAGCUGCUAGUUUUGAGGGUUUACUAUGAGGCAGGCAUGCCACCGAGAGCUUUCCAAGCAUUGUCUCCAUUAGUUCUCACAACCCUGUAAGGUAGGUACUCUUAGGAUUGCCAUUUACAUAGAAUGAAAACGACAUUCGGAGAGAUGAUUAACUUGCCCUAAGUCACACAGCUGGUAAGUAAUAGAGUAGGAACUCGAUAUUAACACCAAAAGCCAUCCUCUUACCCAUUUUGCUCAACUUAUAUACAAAAAAAAAAAAAAAAUUGCACAA